AUGAGCUUCAAGCACUGCCUCCCGCCGCUGUGGCAAGCGUCCAAUGCGCUUCCAGAUUCUGCCCUGACGACCUGCCCCUUACCUCCAGGCUGCUUCGCCUUGCACAGUUCUUCCCUUUUUGUGGGAGGUGGCCAAUGGGACGUCGAGUACUGCUUCCAGGAAGAAGGUGGCGCUGCCUCCCAGGAACGACUGCCCACCCCGCCCCCAGGCCAUCCAGGACCCAGACACAGGACCACGGGACCCCAGCGCUUGAGCCCUGUGCGGCUGAUCUGCGUACUAGGGGCCAUCUCCAUCCUGCCUCGUAUGUCGUGUGGGCUGGAUGCUUUGGGACCCCCAGAGGGGACCAGAAGGGCAGUUGUGGGUUUUAAAGGCUGCACAGCCUCGUCUUACUCCCCGCAAGUUUCCUACCUCGUUUCGCCGCCCGGAUUGUCCAUUGCCUCCUAUAGCCGCGUCUGCCGGAGGUAUCUCUGCAAUAACCUCACCAGCUUGGAUCCUUUUGUGAAUAUCAAGGCCAACUCUCUUGUGUCUACAGCAUUUUCUUCGGAGAGCUGCCCAACCUGUGUGGGCCUGCACUCUACGGAUUGCCUCCCAAAUUCUGCUACCAUCGAUUCUUGCCCCCACGGUGCCUUUAAGUGUCACAGUUCCACCUUAAAAUUUCAGUCAGGGUCUCUCAAUACCACCUUCCUCCUCAAGGGUUGUGCUCGUGAACACCGGAAAGUGUUAGCAGAGUUUCGCCAUAUUGGGAGCAUCAGAGUGACUGAGGUCCUCAAUGUCUUAGAGAAGGCCGAGACUGCUGGGGCAGAGCUCUCUAGUCGGCGUCCUGCCUGGGGCAUCCUCUUUGGCCUUUUGCUCGCCUUCAGGCACUAG
This is a messenger RNA of Manis javanica (Malayan pangolin), 867 nucleotides long. Lineage: Eukaryota; Metazoa; Chordata; Mammalia; Pholidota; Manidae. The record is from RefSeq and is a predicted model, not a curated record.